ACACACACACACACCCGGUUUAAGCUCAGAAGCUACAAUAAUGCGCCAAAUGCCCCAAGUGCCAUGGGGAAGAAAUAAAGGAUGGCCUGAGCCUUACUAUCUCGCUCUGGCAUUUUGUUAUCGUUGUUUCGCUGUCACCAACAAUCAAGUCUCCAACAGCAACACCGCAGGGACAAGCCCUUUCCCACAGUGCACCUCAGAAUCAACCCACACUGCUUUGCGUUCGUAGCCUUUCCGCUUCCUGUUUUUCCCUCUGACCAACCCCGAGCGCAAAGAAAUUGACCUCGCAGAGGUCCUACAAUACUUUUAUAUCAUUGGCCAAGCUUUACUCCGCCCCUGCGUCAUCUGGCCCAAGGCCUAGGCUGAAGGGUCCGCGAUUGGUCAGACCGAAGAACUUGGCCCGAAGACCUGGAACUGGGGACUUCGGUAUUAGCCAAGAUGGCGGCGGCCGCAGCGAGUCGAGCAAUCGGGGCAAAGCUGGGCCUGCGUGAGAUUCGCAUCCACUUAUGUCAGCGCUCGCCCGGCAGCCAGGGCGUCAGGGACUUCAUUGAGAAACGCUAUGUGGAGCUAAAGAAGGCGAAUCCCGACCUACCCAUCCUAAUCCGCGAAUGCUCCGAUGUGCAGCCCAAGCUCUGGGCCCGCUACGGAAAAGAAGUCACUCAUCCCUUACCUCAAGUGCCCCAAGCCAGCGGUGUCACAAUCUACUCAGCAAACACAACUUCCCCACCCACAAUGCGCUCUAGAUGAACGUUCAAAACAACCCUGAACUCCAGGAAGCGCCACGAUGCCAUUUCACCAUUAAUGCGGAUCCCACUGAUAAGAGCUGCCAGAAACGCUUGAAGCGUCAUUGAAUUGUCAACGAAGAGUCAAACUCUGUAAAAUAUUUGAAGAGACUUAUUCUGAGCCAAAUAUGAGUGACCAUGGCCCGUGACACAGCCCUCGGGAGGUCCUGAGAACAUGUGCCCAAGGUGGUCCAGUACAGCUUGGUUUUACAUAUUUUAGGGAGAUAUGAGACUUCAAUCCAAUUCAUUCAAGAAAUACACUGGUUGGGCCGCGCGUUGUGGCUCACGCCUGUAAUCCUAGCACUUUGGGAGGCCGAGGCGGAUGGAUCAAUUUAGGUCAGGAGUUUGAGACCGGCCUGGCCAACAUGGUGAAACCCCAUCUCUACUAAAAAUACAAAAAUUAGCCGUAGUGGUGGGUACCUGUAAUCCCAGCUACUCCGGAGCCUGAGACAGGAGAAUCGUUUGAAUCCGUGAGGCGGAGGUUGCAGUGGGCCGAGAUCGCGCCAUUGCACGCCAGCCUGGGCUACAAGAGCGAAACUCCGUCUCAAAAAAGAGAAAAAGAAAGAAAGAAAUGUGGGAUAUGAUGAGGUUUCUCUUCAAAUA
Mandrillus leucophaeus (drill) is the source of this 1385-nucleotide messenger RNA. It is a transcript of the gene NDUFA2, whose product is annotated as NADH dehydrogenase (ubiquinone) 1 alpha subcomplex, 2, 8kDa. NCBI's taxonomy places the organism in Eukaryota, Metazoa, Chordata, Mammalia, Primates, Cercopithecidae. The coding region runs from base 439 to 747 and encodes 102 amino acids. The record is from RefSeq and is a predicted model, not a curated record. The transcript is spliced from 3 exons.